AUGGCGUCUGGAGAUGGAAUCCCAACAUUCAAGCUCGUCCUUGUCGGUGAUGGAGGUACCGGAAAAACUACCUUUGUUAAACGGCAUUUGACUGGAGAAUUCGAGAAGAAGUAUGUCGCUACUCUCGGAGUUGAAGUGCAUCCACUUAUUUUCCACACCAAUAGAGGACAAAUCCGAUUCAAUGUGUGGGAUACCGCCGGUCAGGAAAAGUUCGGAGGACUACGUGACGGCUACUACAUUCAAGGACAAUGUGCCAUUAUCAUGUUCGAUGUCACUGCCCGUGUGACAUACAAAAAUGUACCAAACUGGCAUCGCGAUUUGGCGAGAGUUUGUGAAAACAUUCCAAUCGUUCUUUGUGGAAACAAGGUGGACGUGAAAGACAGAAAAGUGAAAGCUAAAACCAUCACUUUCCAUAGAAAGAAGAAUCUUCAAUACUAUGACAUCUCGGCUAAGUCGAAUUACAACUUUGAGAAGCCCUUCUUGUGGCUUGCUCGAAAGCUUCUUGGAGAUCCAAAUCUCGAGUUUGUUGCUAUGCCAGCUCUUGCACCUCCAGAGGUUCAAAUGGAUCCUGCGAUGAUCGCCGAGUAUGAAAAAGAUUUGGACAACGCAGCCAAGGCUGAUCUUCCGGACGACGACGAUGAUCUUUAA
Messenger RNA from Caenorhabditis bovis, 648 nucleotides. NCBI's taxonomy places the organism in Eukaryota, Metazoa, Nematoda, Chromadorea, Rhabditida, Rhabditidae. The record is from the annotation of a GenBank genome assembly.